Messenger RNA from Bipolaris oryzae ATCC 44560, 942 nucleotides. RefSeq lists its product as uncharacterized. NCBI's taxonomy places the organism in Eukaryota, Fungi, Ascomycota, Dothideomycetes, Pleosporales, Pleosporaceae. Bases 1 to 942 code for a protein of 313 amino acids. The record is from RefSeq and is a predicted model, not a curated record. The transcript is spliced from 2 exons.
AUGCCCGUGUCUACCAAGCAAGUCGCGCUCGUUGUCGGUGCCUCUCGAGGCAUUGGUCGCCAAAUUGCUAUCGACCUGGCUAAGGAUGGCUACGCAGUCAUCGUAGCCGCAAAAUCCACCUCAGACGCCUCAACUACCACCCCCUUCCCUCCCGACCCCAACUCCCCUACCUCCACCAUCUCCACCGUCGCCCGCGAAAUCCGCGAAGCAGGCGGCGAAGCAACCCCCAUCCCAGUCGAUACGCGGAACUACACCAGCAUCGAAUCCCUCGUGACCACCACGCUCUCCACCUACGGCCGCCUCGACGUACUCAUCUACAACAGCGGCGCAAUCUGGUGGUCCUCGGUAGCCAAAACCCCCAUGAAGCGAUUCCAGCUCAUGCAGCGCGUGAACGUCGAGGGGCUCUACGGCGUCGUGCAAGCGUGCCUGCCGCAUUUCCAGCAGCAAGACGGGGGGUGGCGGGGCAGAAUCGUAGUGGUUAGCCCGCCGAUUUACUCGAGGUUUUUCCGCGGCAAGACGGCGUAUGCGGUCGGGAAGGUGGGCAUGUCGGUGCUUACUAUGGGGCUUGCUAUGGAUUUUCAGCGCGAGGACAAGACGGGCAUGGCGGUGACGAGUCUCUGGCCGGCGACGGCGAUUGAGAGUGCGGCGACGAAGAAUCUAGCAAGGGAUGAGGCGCGGGAGUUGAGGACGCCGGGCAUUUUUUCGGAUGCGGUCAGGGAGAUUGUGAAGGCGCCUGUUGAGCAGGUUAAUGGGCGGUUGUUGCUUGAUGAGGAUUUUCUGAGGGAGAGGGGGGUCACGGAGUUUGAGCGGUAUAGUGUUGUGCCGGGCAGUAGGCCGAGGAGGAUUAUGCCGGAGGUGUUUCCGGAUUUGAGGGUUAAGGAGCAGGAUGAUGAGGGGAAGAGGAUGGAUAGUACGGUUUUGAGGGCUGCGGCGAAGUUGUGA